This is a messenger RNA of Priapulus caudatus, 1622 nucleotides long. Its product is annotated as mevalonate kinase-like. The record is from RefSeq and is a predicted model, not a curated record. Bases 87 to 1226 code for a protein of 379 amino acids. Lineage: Eukaryota; Metazoa; Priapulida; Priapulimorpha; Priapulimorphida; Priapulidae. Gene Ontology annotation, cellular component: cytoplasm. The transcript has 10 exons. Gene Ontology annotation, biological process: isoprenoid biosynthetic process; cholesterol biosynthetic process. Gene Ontology annotation, molecular function: ATP binding; mevalonate kinase activity.
GGCCGCUGUUAUUUAGCAAGUACCUGAUACGACAACGACCCCUUCAGCGCCAGUGUGACUGUGAGUGUAUCAGACCUGGCUGAAAGAUGCUCAGUUUUACAGUGUCUGCACCUGGUAAGAUCAUUCUUCAUGGUGAACAUGCAGUUGUGUAUGGAAAGCCAGCCUUAGCUACUUCUUUAAACUUGAGAACAACUAUACAUCUCAGUGGGAAUGAUGGUAGCAUCUUUAUAUUGUGCUUACCCAGUAUCGAUAUAAACAAGGCAUGGGAAGUUACAGAUCUUGAACUUCUAUAUUCUACAAUACAAGAAGGCAAUGGCAGUAUUCCAUCAUCUCCCGAUACAGCGACGUUGUCACGGCUGCGACAGUUUACAGAUGCCGAGGAUGGUAAUGCUAAGGACCUUGCCAUCAUUGUCUUUCUCUACCUUCAUUCACAGAUCAUUGGUUCACGGGGAAGCCUUGCUGCGCUGCGUGUGGUUGUGGGCUCGGACCUUCCCGUCGGCGCAGGGCUAGGCUCUUCUGCAGCAUACAGCGUAUCUCUUGCAGCAGUGCUGCUUGUACUGGCUGGACAAAUUAGACAGAUUCCUAACAGCUGGACACGUGAGGAGCUAGGCCUGGUCAAUAGCUGGGCAUUUGAGGCCGAGCGCAUCAUACAUGGAAAUCCUUCAGGAGUUGACAAUGCUGUUAGCACCUAUGGCGGCCUUAUAUUGUACCGGAAAGGGGAAGCACUGAAGCCAGCUAGAGGUAAUUCUCUUCAAGUUGUAAUUGUGAACUCACAUGUACCUCGCAGCACAAAGCGUCUGGUAGAAAAAGUGAAGGAGAGGCUUGAUAAGUAUCCAGAAAUCAUUAGACCCAUGCUGGAGUCAAUGGAAGCACUUGUUGUGAAAGCUUUAGACACCAUGCAGGGAUUUGAAAACAGUGACGCAAAUGUCUGCUAUGAUAUACUCGAGGAGUUGAUUGAUAUCAACCAGAGUCAGCUCAAUGUCUUGGGAGUGGGACACCUGUCGUUGGAACAUAUAUGCUUGCUAUGUCAGCAGAAUGAUUUCCACUGUAAGCUGACUGGUGCAGGAGGUGGUGGAUGUGCAUUUGUGCUAAUUAGGCCAGAUGCAUCUAAAGAGAAGGUAAAGACGUUAAUAAAGAGUAUAGAAGAGGCAGGAUAUAUGAGUUGGCUGACUAGCAUAGGUGGUAGCGGUGUGACCUUGCAUGAAUCUAUGCCGCUUUCUUCAUGAUUACACGUUGCUUUGCACAACUUGAUAAGUAGUGAGACGUGCCUCCUGAUAUUCUUCAUUACAAAGUAUGUUAUGAACACAUAUAUUGUACAUGUGCACGAAUGUGUCUACACAUAAUUAUAAUUUUACAUAUUCUAAGUUGUCAUAAACUGAUAUACUUCUUGUAGAUUGUGAUGGCUCAAGAAUCUGUAUUUAAUAUUAUAAAGUGUAAUAAAUGUAAUAUAUUUAUGAUAUUAAAGUGUAUACUAUAGUGCAUGGGAAAAAUUAAUGCCCGUUACAUAUAAAAUAAAAAUCAUUUAACUAUUCUUGGUGCUACUGUCUAUCAUUUGCCAUUAUGUUAAUGUACAAUCAAGAAAUUUAAUCCAAUGAAACAUUAAAAAGUGAGAUGUGAAAUGA